AUGCCGGCAUUUAGUGGAAAGCAAAAGAAGAAGCAGCUGCAGGAGCAUCGACAGCGCAAGAAGCAGAAUGCAGAAGAGAACGAGGAUCGCCAACAGAGGCAUAUUACCGGCGGUCACCACAACCACAGCUAUGACGACGAGAGAAGCGGCAACCGAAACGAGGGCGAUAAGCAGGUGACGGCGGAGUGCAAGUACGGCGCCGACCGUAAGGGAAUUCGCAGUGUGUUCCUUAAAGAGACGGCCGAAGAUGUCGCCGCACGCAAAAAGCGCUCCUAUGAGCCACUGGUGCAACGGCGCUUCAUGGAUGAUAACGGUAUUCCUUUUGGUUCGUGGUUCAACAUGCCGGGGCACACUGGCGCAGCGUUGAUGCCGUUUUCUGUGGAAAUUCCGACACGUGGAUGGGCACCGGCGGAUGCGGUGAUGGCUGCAGCCGCUGCUGCAGAAGCAGCUUUAGAAACGACUAACAACAUUGAUGAGGAUGAUAAUGAUAGUGAUGAACUCCGUCGUACGAGCGGUGAGGACGUUCCUGACAACGUUGCUUUCGAAGCAGGUGAGGUGGCGCGGUUUCAAGCGUAUUUACAGGCGGUGGACAACUACCCGCUUCCUCCGCCCCUGCAGACGCUGCAGUUAAGCUCACACGAGCGUAACCUUGAAGUUUGGCGGCAGCUGUGGCGCACGGUGGAGCAGAGCGACGUGGUUGUGAUUGUGUGCGACGUCCGUUACCCGAUUCUGCACCUGCCGCUCUCGCUGUUGCGGUACAUUCUGCGACAGUGCAAGAAGCCCGCUCUUGUGCUGCUCAACAAGGCUGACCUUGUGCCGAGGCCCAUCCUCGAUAGCUGGAUGGACUUUCUUCCUCGUUACUUCCACGCCACGGGUGUGGUUUCCGCGAAUGCGGCUGAAGCUGCGGCCACCGGUGUGGUGUGUGAGAUUCCGCUGCUGCCCUUUACAUCGCUCCCGGCAGCCGAAACGGCCUUUGGUGCAGGGGAAGCCGGUAAUGCGGGGAAGCGGCGCAAAAAGCAGAAGCGACGCACAAAGUUGUACGAACAGCUUCGCACAGGGAAGCUGCAAGUGGUAGGGACAGCGGUAAAACGCAACGAUGAUGGGGAUGAUGAUGAUGAUGCGGAAGAGGGUGGAGACUCCUCCGAGGAGGAGGGGGCGGAUAACGAUAGCACUCCUGGUGGAGCUACGGGUGAGGAGAAGUAUGCGUACGCGGAUACAGACAACUUUAAAGGCAUGCAUAAGGCUGAGCGAGAGCUACAGCACGAUAAACGUGAUCACAAGGAGCUUCAGAUCGUCUCCGAUAUGAUUUCUGCGCUGCUGCAGCGGUGUCGCAUGUUGGGUGGAGCUAAACCCUCUGCCGUGUGCGGCACAGGUGACGAAGAGGCCAUGCUGCACAUUGGUGUUGUGGGUCAUCCGAAUGUGGGGAAGUCGAGUUUGCUCAACUGCGUCCGCGGCACAAAGGUGGUGUCUGUCUCCGCCACGCCGGGGCACACAAAACAUCUGCAGACAAUUCCCAUUCCAUCUGAGCGUGUUGUGCUUAUCGAUUCCCCGGGCCUCGCCUUCCCUGUGUUUGGUGUUCCACGGGCACUGCAGGCCGUUGUUGGCACGCACCAGAUUGCCCAGACGCGGGACCCGCAAAGUGGUGUGGCUUUUUUGGCGUCGCACCUGCAACUUGAACGACUCUACGGCCUACGCAAAGUGGACGGGGCCGAUGACACAGAAGAGUGGUCACCGUACGAGCUCUGUGAGAGCUACGCUAAGAAAAAAGGGUACUUUGUGAAGCACGGGAAGGGGGCGCUGGAUGUGCACCGAGGCGCGAUUGAGAUUCUGCAGGAGGCGUACGACGGCCGUCUGGUGCUGUUCUUUGCCCCUCCUGACACGGCCUGGCUGGAGAGCAGGCAAUUCCGCGAGGAGAUUCGUCCAUUUUUGCUGUUGGACGUGCAGCUUCCGGCAACCGUGGGCGAAUGA
This is a messenger RNA of Trypanosoma rangeli, 1968 nucleotides long. RefSeq names its product putative GTP-binding protein. The coding region runs from base 1 to 1968 and encodes 655 amino acids. Gene Ontology annotation, molecular function: GTPase activity; GTP binding. NCBI's taxonomy places the organism in Eukaryota, Euglenozoa, Kinetoplastea, Trypanosomatida, Trypanosomatidae. The transcript has a single exon. The record is from RefSeq and is a predicted model, not a curated record.